AUGACUUACGAUUCAAAUGGAACUACAGUUCUAGAUGAAAUAGACCGUUUAUUUGUUGUUUGUGAAAAAGCAAAGGAAUAUGUGAAUAAAAUAUCGGUGGGUAUUGACCAACAAAUUGAUUUAUGGCAGUAUCGUCGACAGAUUAUUACUGAUCAAAUGCAUUCACCAUCAUCACUGGAUUUUCUUCUGCCAAAAACGCAACGUAUCAACGAACUAGCAAUCGAAGCCGUUCAAGCAUUAUGCCGGGUUGAUCUACUAGUUGAACAAAUUCUUCGUAUUGACCCAAAAUCAGCCUUACAAACACGACCUAUUCCAACAUCACAAUCUUUUUCAGCACGAUCAAUUGAUACAAACGUUUCACAUUCAACAAUAAAUUCAAUCGGCACUCGUCUGCGUCAUCCUGCACCUACACCAGUAUUGAAUUCUGUUAAACAACAAUCAUACGUUGAACCGAUGAUCAACGGAAGACCAAUUACACAAUCAAUUCAUCCUAUACCUGUGCUACGAACACCACAGCAAACAUCAACAACGCGAUUGCCAUCAACGAAUACGCAGGACAGAACAAGCUUCAAACCAAUUGAACAACAGUAUCCGCAGCGGCAACAACAACAACAACAACAGCAAUCAACUAUUAUUAAUGAACGCACGCCACGACCAACACCAAUGCAUGUACAAGCAAAUCAUUAUACUGCAAAUGAUAGUCAUGCAUCUGCUCGACCAAUACCAACACCAUACGAAACGCGCACACCACCAUCUGAAAGUAUUGCUUCUCCAAAGCCACCUCCUUCAAACAGCCAAGUUGCAUCAGGUUAUCGUCGCGCACCACCAAGUGAUAAAGUCAAAGUGAAGUUACAACGAAUUCAGCCUGGUACAGUGUGGAAACAAGCAAAGAUUGAUGUUAUCGAUUCGCUUUCUGCAUUUUAUGUCGAAAACCAUGAUCCAAGAGUGCGUGGAGUGUUCAAUGAUAUGUUAGAGAAUCUUCAUGAAUACUACGACACAUUAGAGCAAUCAAAUAGUUUAACUCCAUUAGUAAACGUUUCAAUUGGCGAUUUUGGUGUGGCGAAGUAUAGUGAAGAUAACCGUUGGUAUCGAGCACGUCUAUUGAUGUGUGAAGAGAAUGACCAAAUACGCAUUGUUUUCAUUGAUUUUGGCAAUAUCGAGACAAAAGAUAUCCAGGAGUUUUAUCCACUUGAUAAAUUAUUCACAGAACUACCUGCUCAAGCUAUCGCAUGUACUCUAUCACGAGCGUUUCCUCGUUCACCGACCGAAUUCGAAAACAUAUGGUCUCAAGAUAUCAUCAAGAUAUUUCGAGAAGAAGUUACAGAUCGAUUUGUUGAAGUGAUUUUUGUUCCUACAGAAGACGGAACACAGGACUGGCCUUUGCAUUUUGUGACAAUUAAUGUUGGUAAUCAAUCUGUGACAAAUAUGUUAAAUUUGAAACAGUAUAUUGAACCAAAAUCAAAUCGUCAUAUUGCUGAACAAUUGGCAGAGUCUAUUUCACAUCAAGAAUAUAUUCUUUUCAAUGUCCCUAUAAAUGAAGAAGAAUUCGAAUAA
Messenger RNA from Adineta ricciae, 1554 nucleotides. The record is from the annotation of a GenBank genome assembly. Lineage: Eukaryota; Metazoa; Rotifera; Eurotatoria; Adinetida; Adinetidae.